AUGGCCCCGCCAUCUAAGCCAAAGCUCGACGUCGCCGUCACCAAGCCAACACCCUAUACCUUCGAUCUCGGGCUCCUCCUCGCCAACGAUCCCAACCCGCUCUCCACAUCCGUCCCGGAAGAAGUCGACUCCAAUGCUCUAGAAGCACAGCUCGCCGCUACCGCCCGCGACGGUGCGCAAGCCCUCAUCAACCAGCUCCUAACGACACUCCCUCUUGCCGCCACCACAUCCGGCGUCUUACUCACCCUCCCUCGCCCAGCGACCCCUCUACCACGUGAGAAGCCGCUGCCAGCAGCCAAGCCCCCCACGAAAUGGGAGCAAUUCGCCGCGCGCAAGGGUAUCAAGCCCAAGACGCGCGAGCAGCGGCACGCCAAGUCCCAAAAGUACAACGAGGAGACAGGCGAAUGGGAGCGCACGUGGGGCUACGAUAAGGGUGGUGUUAAGAAGCGUCGUGAGGAAGGUAUGGUUCAGCAGGAUUGGCUCGUAGAGGUUGAUGAGAAGAAGGACCGCGAGGAAAAGGCUGCCAAGGAUAAGAAGAAGAGGAGAAAGGCUUGA
This is a messenger RNA of Daldinia childiae, 555 nucleotides long. RefSeq names its product Regulator of ribosome biosynthesis. Gene Ontology annotation, molecular function: protein binding. Lineage: Eukaryota; Fungi; Ascomycota; Sordariomycetes; Xylariales; Hypoxylaceae. The transcript has a single exon. Gene Ontology annotation, cellular component: preribosome, large subunit precursor; nucleus; nucleolus. The coding region runs from base 1 to 555 and encodes 184 amino acids. Gene Ontology annotation, biological process: ribosomal large subunit export from nucleus; endonucleolytic cleavage in ITS1 to separate SSU-rRNA from 5.8S rRNA and LSU-rRNA from tricistronic rRNA transcript (SSU-rRNA, 5.8S rRNA, LSU-rRNA); ribosomal large subunit biogenesis. The record is from RefSeq and is a predicted model, not a curated record.